AUGUUUGUCUUAGGGUCAGCCCUUGACUCUACACUUGAGUCUCACUGUUCCUUUCACAACACUUCCAGAGAGAGAGAGAGAGAUCAGGAGAAUGGCGACGGCGAUUAUACGCUCAGCUCUUUCCCGAGCAGCGAUCACCGCAGCUCCGAAGACAUCCCUUGCCCCCAAGCGAAGAUUCUCAUCUUCUGCCGGCCUUGACGAUGCUUAUGAAUCUGGAAAGUGGGAGAGCAUAACAUACUUGGGCAUUUUCAGUUGCACUCUUAUAGCCGCCUAUGUUCUAUCCAAGGGUCAUCAACACGGCGAGGAUCCUCCUACGUAUCCUUAUAUGCACAUCCGUAACAAGGAGUUUCCUUGGGGUCCAGACGGUCUGUUUGAGGUGAAGCACAACGAAGGGCACUGAGAUGUUGCGUCUUUGCAAUAGUCUCGUCUUAGUUCACUUGUUAGGACUUAAUAUGCUUUAUCGGAUUUGUUUUAUAACUUUUGUCAGAUAUUUGCUAUUCUAAUCUCCUUUCAUGUGCUGGAAUAUAAGAAUAUGCUACUUUGUUUUGUGUCAUCAUUAAAGACUCUGAUUCAAUCUCAGUAAACAAGAUAUUGAUGCAGAA
Molecule: messenger RNA, 602 nt
Organism: Brassica rapa (field mustard)
Lineage: Eukaryota; Viridiplantae; Streptophyta; Magnoliopsida; Brassicales; Brassicaceae
Product: cytochrome c oxidase subunit 6a, mitochondrial
Biological process (GO): mitochondrial electron transport, cytochrome c to oxygen
Cellular component (GO): mitochondrial inner membrane
Molecular function (GO): enzyme regulator activity
Source: RefSeq, a predicted model, not a curated record